This is a messenger RNA of Exophiala xenobiotica, 3036 nucleotides long. RefSeq lists its product as uncharacterized. Bases 506 to 2308 code for a protein of 600 amino acids. The transcript has a single exon. The record is from RefSeq and is a predicted model, not a curated record. NCBI's taxonomy places the organism in Eukaryota, Fungi, Ascomycota, Eurotiomycetes, Chaetothyriales, Herpotrichiellaceae.
GGUCCUUUCAAUUGCAGGGCAUCUUCUGCAUCCCAGCAUCCCAGCAUCCCAGCUUACCGGCGAGUCCGGCCCUGUUCGCCAAUCAGCCUCCACAGACGUCGCCGACCCCAAUACGAACACAUCCUUUCUGUCGCAAGAACCGAAGUCUGCGGGGGAAGUCUUCGAGGCGUCGGACGCUUACCAGUCUCUUCUUGGACCCUGCAGGUUUCGCGGCCUAAUCUUGGAAGCACAUACGGGGUGCUGGACGACAAUCAAACAAUGUCCUCGUACCUUUCUCUGCCUUGCUCCCGAUUUGUCCUUUGAUCUAUUUGCAUGCUAUCUUGGCCGUAGACGAGCACAUUGUGUCGGGGUUGGCUUCCAAUUGGUCACACCACGUCAGGAAUUUCCUUUGUCGCCACUACGGACAAUCCCCCAAUAACUUUUCAACACGUCCUAUGCUUUAGCAGCUUUCAUCAAUGAGUCGGCUGUUUAGCGAAAGCAUGGUCAGAACCAUCGGUCCCAUCAAAUGGCUAAUUCAGACGACAACGCGGCCAACAGCUUCACAUUUGUAGAUUAUCACGACACUCCAAACCACAACGCAUCGCAUCGACGUGCCGUCAAAUCGCACAUUUCGAGCAAAUACAGGACCUCGGUGCGCCAGCAGACACAACCUCGCUAUGCAUUACCUCAACGUGCUCCUCUCGGCGCCACUGCGACUAACGGUGUGGGCGGCGAAGGUUCUGUGGUCGUACGAAGACGACCAAGAACAUCACGCACGACCUCUACAAUAACACCACAGGGACAUACACUGCCGCCGGUGCCGUCGCCUGUUGAAAUCAACUUCAAUGGAUUCCGCAACGAUCCGCUCAAUGCUUUUCCUGGUAAGCAUACAAAUUGCGUGCCUGGGGCGCUCGACUAUUAUACGCAAGUUCUGGGUCCGCUACACGAGCCGUUGUUGGUAGCCGUCAAUAUGGUCAACCCCAUGAUGACUUGGAUGUUUCCCUUGCUACUCAAGCAUGAAAGCGCUUUCCACGGAGCUAUUGCUUUAUCUCAGGCGUACUUGGAAAAACGCCAAAACCCCGCCGCGGAGCUAUCUCAAGAAGUCGCAUUUCAUCGGCGGAGAGCUGUGCAUGUUUUGCAUGAUCAUCUUUCAACUGUGGAAGGGCCUCCAGAUGAUGCCACUGUCAUGACUGUAUUGGCUCUGGCAUCCCUUGACGUCCUGGAAAGGGCCGACCAGAUGACACAUCGCAACGGCUUGGCCUUAGUGGUGGCUAAAAAGGGUGGACUUGAUAACCUCGGAGGCCGUGGAUUGGUCAAGGCUUAUCUGAUUCAGUUUGACUACUUCUGGAUGCUCGAGACUGGAUCAAAACCCUUAUUCCCGCUCGCCAAGCGAAAGAAGAACAGGACAUAUCCACGGCAGCCAUUCGACCCAGAUAUGCUCGCAUUGAUCGGAACUCUGCCUGCUGGGUUUGCAGCAUUAGCAAACCAACGAUGUCUGGGAGUUGACGUACUCGAAAUCUUGUCCAGGGUGAACAGAUUUGCGAUGGCAAAAGCAGCAAACCUCCACCUGCCGUUGAUCAACGACCCUAUACCCGAAGGACAGGACUAUCAGGACAUUUUUGAUACAUGCUCCUGUCUUCACGCUUCAGCUUCUACCGAGCAUAGCCUCGAGAAGAACAUCUGUCUCGCCAUUAUACUUUUUUGUUUCGACAUUCACAGUCCGGCUGGAGUGUCGGCCAAAAUCACGCCAUAUCGCGGAGCACGGCAAGAAUUGACCAGGUCACUCCAAUUCACUCCUUCCAGCAAUAUCGCGGAAAGAGCUUGUCUGAUCUGGAUCUGGAUGAUUGUGAUUGCAUCCUGGAAGCGAGAUCAUGAUCUAUGCCAUGAGAGUCUCUGGUUAUAUCAGGCUUUCUUCGAGAGGUUUGAGGAAGCCAGGUCGUGGCAGGCUGUCAGCCAUGCGAUGCGGCAAUUCUUAUGGUACGAACCUUUAGCACAGCCGUGGCAAACGAGCUGGCGGGAAGCGUUCAAUGAUUACCAGAGGAUGCAACAGAAUCCUCGCCUGGUUGAAAUCGCAUCAGGCGAAGAAGAUCAGCUUAGCCCUUUGAGUUCGCCUGGGACCAAGCAUUCGACUCGAGAGUCAACGCCGGCGUCGGCUAGCUCGGGAGGGUUUGGAGAAGACUGGGCGAGGGCGAGGAGUCUGCCUAGUAGGACAAGACGAACCAGUCAAGCCACCGACGCCUUCGAAGACGGCACCCCCGGACCUUCGCGGCCGAAUGUCGUCCUUCCUCCCAUGUUUACGCUGGAUACAUAUCUCGGAGAAAUCAAAUGACCCCAGAAAGCCAAUAGACGUCUAACAGAUAUUCACUACAACAAGAUGUCUGGUCGUCAGCCUGCCAAGAAUGCCGAUACGUCCCAGGACCUUCAAUCCCGCCGUGGCGCCACUCUGCAAUGACCACCAAUUCAAGGAGCUUCCAGCACAGUCACUCGGGGUACAAUAGGUGAGCCACUGGCACACUUCCUUGACAAGCUCGGAUCUGUGCCACAAUAUGUCUCUCGCAAAGGAAGAUUCGUGUACGAGAAUGUCACUUUAGUUCCGCGACACCUACAUCUCGAGAAAGCUAGCCUUGCUGGCCACCCCGAUCCAGAAAAUGUGUCGAGAACCUGCAGGAGGAUGCUGUUGGUCUUUAAGCAGUGCAUGCAUGUGUGAUCUAACCGGGUAUUCCAAAGCGUAAUUUUGCAUCUCCUCUUGAAGGUUUGCUGGUCAAAGCUACGUUCUUUGGACUACGAAAGCGUUUUGGGAGCGGAAAGGAUCGAUUGCUCCUUGCCACAUUGUGAGCGAUAUAUAUAGGGCGAGAGGCCAAUGUGAGAUGACGGGAUGUAUCGUAUCCAUCGAUACUUAGCAUCUAGACUCUCAGAGAAUGAUACAUGUACGUCGCAGAUCCCACCAAUGUGACAAUAUUUAGCAGACGAGGCAAAAGACAGUCACGGACGAUAUUUCCGGGUCAGGAGUGUCGAAGAAGAUAGUGCACUGUAUGAUAGCUACAGGAUAUUCUGUAU